Aspergillus puulaauensis is the source of this 1806-nucleotide messenger RNA. Its product is annotated as fungal specific transcription factor domain-containing protein. The transcript is spliced from 6 exons. The record is from RefSeq and is a predicted model, not a curated record. The coding region runs from base 1 to 1806 and encodes 601 amino acids. Gene Ontology annotation, molecular function: DNA-binding transcription factor activity, RNA polymerase II-specific; zinc ion binding; transcription cis-regulatory region binding. Lineage: Eukaryota; Fungi; Ascomycota; Eurotiomycetes; Eurotiales; Aspergillaceae. Gene Ontology annotation, biological process: regulation of DNA-templated transcription. Gene Ontology annotation, cellular component: nucleus.
AUGACUGCCCGCGUCAAAACGUGCGAGACCUGCGCUACAGGCAAGAUCCGCUGCUUGCGGUCGCCUGGGGCCGCCAUCUGCGACCGCUGCGCCAGACUGAAUAAACCGUGCUACUUCCGGCCCUCCCGAGUGCGGCAGACUGCGCCUAAAAAAGAGACGCGCCUCGAGUCUCUGGAGAGAAGAAUAGACCGGCUGCUGGGACAGCCAUCGCAAAGUCAUGCCUCUCCUGAGGAAACUACCGGAGAUGCCAUUGGCAAGGACAUCCUCUCGCUGGACGACGCUGCGGCCUUGCUUGACUACUACCUGCAGUACAUGAUGCCGCACUUCCCCUUCGUUGCUCUCCCUGAGCGAACGACAGUCGGAGAGCUCCGCGAGCAGAAACCGUUCCUGUUCCUGGCCAUUCUGUCCGUAUCUGUGAUGGACGAUCGGGCCCUGAAGCGAGCCCUAGACGACGAGGUGAAGACUGCCACGGCCGAGAGAACGGUGCUGCUGGACAAGCCGGCAUCUCUGGAAACAGUGCAGGGUCUCCUAGUCGUCCUCGCAUGGUCCCAGCACCAGGCCUCACGGCGAAGUGGCCCGCAGAAUUUCUCCACGUACCUCCACCUCGCCAUCGGGGUCGUGGUCGACCUGGAGCUUGAUCGCCCGGUUGAAGUGCGUAAAUCAACUGCCCGCAUGAACGUCCACGAAACACGCAGCGAGCCACGUCCUCCUGCUGUGUUGAAAGCCGAAAAGAGGGCUGUUCUUGGGUGUUCUCUUCUCUCUUCAUGUUUCGGGAUCAUCACGCAGAGAAAGGUCACUCUGCCGUGGAAUGCCCAUAUGGAACGCUUCGCUAUUGAGCUGGCGCAGGAUCCAGACCACGACAGUGACCAGGCCAUCAUGCACCUGGUCCGCCUGCAGCACAUCUUCGAGGAGAUGGACAAGAUAUCCACAGAACCAGACUCGCUGGACACGAGCAUGUCUGGCCCAGCCUUCCAGCGCACAUUCAGAACCUUCAAAUCACAACUGCAGGACUAUGCAAACCAAGUUUCCCAGCAAGUAGCAGGCAGCAACUUCCUCCUCUCAUCCCAACUCCACACCGUCAGUCUCUAUCUCUGCCAAGUCAGCCUCUUCGACAGAAUGCCCACCUCCUCCCAGCUCCCCUCAACCUUCCGCGCAGAGAUCCUCGGCCACGGCCUGAUCGCCGCAAAAGCCUUCUUCGAUUCCCUCACCCUGCUGCCCAUGGGCACAGAGCGCCGCAUGAGCUACUCCGAAUGGCUCCAGUCCGGCUUCAGCCUGAUCCUCGCCUGCAAACUAUCACUCAUGGCCGUCUCCGAUGAAACCCUUCGCGCCAACCACCCACAAAUCCAGUCCCUCUGCAAUGAUCUGGACAUGCCCCAGGUGCUGCGGAUGUGCGUCGUGCGUCAGCAGUCACAGCAGUCGCGCUCAGAGGCCUGCAGGACCGGAUUCGAUUACACGGGGUGGCUGCAGUACGUCGAGGAGUGGUUUGGACGGCAUUACCACGGAUACACCUCUCGACAGGGGGCAGGUUCUGUUGACGCGGCGUCUGAAGUACCUGAUACAAGCGCUGCAUCCCGAACUGGUCCUGGAACUGUCGCCGGCAUCCCUGCACCAGCAAAUCCUAAUACCAUCCCCGUUAAUUACCCGCCACCGGCGCCAGCGCCAGCGCCAUUCGGCAUGAACGAUGUGUCCAGUGGGCUGGAUCUUCCCGUGACAGACGAUAUGCUGCCCUGGACUUCGUUUCCGGAGCUUAUGAUUGCUGAGAAUCCGCUGUUCGGAUGGAUGGAUCUCGGUCUUAUGCCCAUGUAA